Lodderomyces margitis is the source of this 1245-nucleotide messenger RNA. RefSeq names its product translation elongation factor EF1B gamma (gene CAM1). Lineage: Eukaryota; Fungi; Ascomycota; Pichiomycetes; Serinales; Debaryomycetaceae. Gene Ontology annotation, molecular function: translation elongation factor activity. Gene Ontology annotation, biological process: translational elongation. The transcript is spliced from 2 exons. The coding region runs from base 1 to 1245 and encodes 414 amino acids. Gene Ontology annotation, cellular component: cytoplasm; nucleus. The record is from RefSeq and is a predicted model, not a curated record.
AUGUCGUUGGGUACUUUAUACGCUACUCAGCAAAUCAGAAGUCUUCCUGCCAAAGCAUUGGCCAAGCAUUUCAACUUGGAUAUCAAAAUCAGCGACAAAGAUGCUGCAUAUGAAAAGAAUUUCCCAUUGAAUAAAAUCCCAGCCUUUAUUGGCCCAAAGGGAUUCCAAUUGACUGAAGUCAUUGCCAUUUGUCUUUACUUCAUUAACUUGGGUGAUCCAAAGUCUAAAUUGUUGGGUAAGAACGCUGCUGAAUAUGCCCAAAUUUUAAAAUGGACCUCGUUGGCUAAUACUGAGUUGUUACCAACCGAAGCCAAGGUCUUCAAGCCAUUGAAUGGUGCUGCUCCAUACAACAAGAAACAAGUUGACGAAGGAUCUGCUUACUUGGAAAAAGUCAACGGAGUUUUUGAACAAAGAUUGGCAAACUACACUUACUUAGUUGGUGAGAGAAUCACAUUUGCUGAUAUCUUAGCUGCAACUUUGUACGUAAGAGGUUUUGACUUUUUGUUUGGUGAGCAAUGGAGAAAGGAACAUCCUGGAAUCACCAGAUGGUACAAGAGCGUCAUCAAGUCUCCAAUCUUGGCCGAAUUCUUGGGUGAUUACAAGUUCAUUGAGAAGCCAAUUGAAUAUGUACCACCAAAGAAGGAGAAGAAGGAAAAGGCUGCUUCCGCUGCUACCCCUGCCAAGAAAGAGGCUGCUGCUCCAAAAGCUGCUGCUUCUGCUGCUGCUGACGAACCAGCCCCAGCUGCUCCAAAACCAAAGCACCCAUUGGAAGCUUUGGGUAAGCCAAAGGCCCCAUUGGACGAGUGGAAGAGAUUCUACUCCAACGAGGAAACCAGAGAAACCGCUUUGCCUUGGUUCUGGAAAAACCAAUACAACCCAGAAGAAUGGUCAUUGUGGAAGGUUGACUACAAGUACAACGACGAAUUGACAUUGACAUUCAUGUCCAACAACUUGGUUGGAGGAUUCUUCAACAGAUUGUCAGCAUCCACUAAGUACAUGUUUGGUUGCAUGGUUGUCUACGGUGAAAACAACAACAACGGUAUCACUGGUGCUUUCUUGGUUAGAGGACAAGACUACGUUCCUGCAUUUGAUGUUGCUCCAGAUUGGGAAUCUUAUGAAUUCACCAAGUUGGAUGCUUCAAAAGAAGAAGACAAAAAGUUUGUUGACAACAUGUUUGCCUGGGAUGAACCAGUCGUUGUUAACGGUGAAAAGAGAGAAAUCUCCGAUGGUAAAGUCUUUAAGUAG